AUGAUUCUCAAAAUAGCCUCUAACAACCAUGUGAGAUUGUUAAUAUAUUUUAAAGCUAUAUUGCAGAAAGGAGAGGAAGAUAAAUUUUGCAUAGAUCCAGAUAAUAUUUGUGGUAAAGAUGAAUCGCCAUAUCUCAGCACUGAAGACCCUAACUGUAUAAAAGAUCUGAAUACAACAUGUGAACAAAGGGAUGAGAGCGUGUUAACAUUUCUCGGUCCACAGGCAAUAACUGGCUUGGUCAAGCUAUUGCAGUGGAGAUCACUAUUUCUUUUCUACGAGACAUCUACAGAAGUAGAAAUCUCUGAUCUUGUUGACAGUCUAUCUAAAGAAGGUGUUCUCCUUUCCUUAUUCAACAUUGACCAAGAGGAAUCUCUGCACAAUCGUCUGCAGCAAAUUUACCAACUCGAAGUUAACAUACAUCAUCGUCAAGAAAUUAAUAUUGUAGUAGUUUGCAAAUUCUCUUGUGCUCGAUACAUACUAAGAACGGCAAACAAAUUUGACGCCACAAACCUAGAGCACAAAACCCUCUUGAAAAUGUUCUCAAGAUGGCUGAUCGUUGUGUAUGGACAUAGUCAGGGUGUGUCAAGUGCUCUUCAAUCAUGUGCUUUCAACCUGGACAAUGUGGCUAUCAUUGCUUUCCCAGGAAUCAGCGGAAAUGGCACUGGGGUAUUUAACAAGGUUCUUCAGUCAGUACUUCUAGAAAUCCUGAAGGAGGAAUUAUCCGGAAGUCAUCUCAAGUUUAAAAAGGCGGUAAUAGACCAGUUAGAAACGGUAAAAACGCUAACAGGCAAACUAUAUCCACCAUUCGUCAUCAAGAAAGAAAUAAAUGGCACCAUUGAAUACGAAGGAUUUUGCAUGGAUCUUUUAAAGGAACUGGCAACGAAAUUAAAUUUUACAUAUACAGUCACAGAGCCUUCUGAUGGUAAAUGGGGAGAUUAUGAGGAUAUGAAUUUAACCUAUAAUGGUCUAGUUGGUCAACUCCAGAGACAAGAAGUAGACAUGAUUGCAGCUCCUUUAUCAACGUCACUUGAGAGAAAUAAAGUCAUGGAUUUCAGUUAUCCGUUCCGAUAUGAGUAUACAAGCGUCAUCUUUAAAAAAACGGAUGUUAAUGCCAAAAAAUGGAGGACUCUGGUUGACCCAUUUAAAUGGGAAGUUCUUGUUUGUAUAGGCUUUGCUCUACCUAUAAUGACUGUAUUGGCAUUCCUUAUUGAGAAAUAUAACCCUUAUUAUGAGACGCCAGAUCAUUCUACGGAGCGAGAUCGUAAUGGUGGACUCCAUAAGUGGCAUAGCUCUAUCUGGUAUAUGUAUGGCGCAUUGUUAUGCCAAGGCGGAGUACAUUUGCCAAAUUCAACAGCCGGUCGAACAUUAGUGAGCUCAUGGUGGUUGUUUUGUAUCAUCAUUGUUGGAAUAUAUUCUGGCAACCUUAUUGCCUUUCUCACAGUCACAAAAGAGAAACCUCCGUUUGAAACUCUAGCUGAGAUGAUAAAAUUAAAAGGUUCAUACAGAUGGGGCACUCUUUCAGAUACCAUAUUUGCAACUGUACUAUUGAAAUCUGAUAAUCCGAUAUACAAAGCCAUAGGAGACGGUAUUCGUGACUUUAACAAGACGGACCCCAAUGUCCUGAGUACAGACCCUGAAGUGCAUAUCGGAAAAGUAAAGAAAGGACAAUACGCUUGGAUAGGUGACAAAACGUCUAUAGAAUUAGCUAUGGCGAAAGAAUGCAGUUUAACGUCAAUCAAAGAAGAAUUUCUGCCUCUUAAGGACGGAUUUGGUUUCGUGAAAGGGUCACCCCAUACUCCUAUCUUUACGAAACACUACAUUUGUCUGGAUGAAAGAUCAAUAUUGCUGAAACAUAGUUUAUCACCUGUUCAUUAUGAAUCUCUUAUCAUCAAUGAAUGCGUAAAUAGUUCUGUUCCUGAGUAUGAUGUAAUACUUGGAAACCAGAGAGAUGUUGGGAAACAGAUUAAAUACAAAACCGCUGUCGUCAAAUGUCUGCCAACAGGAUUUUGGAGUGAAUUUGCUAAAGGUGUACGAAUGUUUGCGUCUAUGUCACAGACUUCGAAGUGUUUGAUGCCCUUGCUUAUAUAUACAGCUGACACUGUAGAUGGUUGUAAGCUCGCCUGUAUAAAUGAAUACGACUGUCUCUCAACUGAUGUUUGGUGGAACCUCUUUGGAAAGGCAGUAUGCAACAUGGGAUCUGUUACUCGUGAGAUGAUACUGGAUGCUGACCCUCAGAAGCUACAAAAUAGAAAGACCAAGCUUUAUACCAGAAUAUUGGUGAUGGUGAUUGUGAUGAAGAUGUCAAUGAUGAUUAUGAUGGUAAUGAUAACGAUGAUUAUCUGGUGUUUUGUUGUUAGUGAUAAUGAUGAUGGUGGUUGUGGUGAAUAUAAUAAUGUUGAUGAUAAUGCUGGUGAUGAUUAUCUUGAUGAUGGUGGUGCUGCUGAUUAUGAUAGUGUUUGUAAUGAUGAUAAUUGUCAUUAUGGUUGUGUUGAUAGUGGUGAUCCUGAUGAUAGUAGUGGUGGUGAUAAAAAUGUAGAUGAUGAUGAUUGUUGUGGUUGUGAUGACUGUGGUGGUGGUGGUUUUGAUGAUGAUGUGACACAUCAAUAUGUCAAAGCAUAA
Molecule: messenger RNA, 2619 nt
Organism: Mercenaria mercenaria
Lineage: Eukaryota; Metazoa; Mollusca; Bivalvia; Venerida; Veneridae
Exons: 16
Coding region: 1-2619 (872 amino acids)
Biological process (GO): monoatomic ion transport
Cellular component (GO): membrane
Molecular function (GO): glutamate-gated receptor activity
Source: RefSeq, a predicted model, not a curated record